CCCCUGCUCACCCGCCGGCCCUUCCUGGUGGCCUGGAACGUGCCCACCCAGGACUGCCAGCCCCGCUUCCAGGUGUCCCUCGACUUCAGCCUCUUCGACCUGCAGGCCACCCCCAAUGAGGGCUUCGUGGAGCAGAACCUCACCAUCUUCUACAAGGAGCGCCUGGGGCUCUACCCCUACUACAACAGCCAGCGUGUGGCUGUCAACGGCGGUGUCCCCCAAAACAGCAGCCUGUCCGAGCACCUCGCCCGCCUCCAGGAGGGCAUCAGCAAGUACAUCCGCUCACCUGCCAAGGAGGGGCUGGCUGUCAUCGACCGGGGGCGGCAGACCCUCCUGGUCCCAGGAACCUCCUGGUUCGAGGAGGCGAACAAGCAGGCUGUGUUUGAGUUCGAGUCGGCUGCCCGGCAGUUCAUGGUGAGCACCCUGCGUGUGGCCAAGAGCUUCCGACCCAAGCAGCUAUGGGGGUUCUACCUCUUCCCUGACUGCUACAACCAUGACUACAGCAAGAACAAGGAGAGCUACACCGGACAGUGCCCGGAUGUGGAGAAGACGCGCAAUGACCAGCUGGCAUGGCUCUGGAGGGAGAGCAUGGCCCUCUACCCCUCCAUCUACCUCGACGCGCUCCUGGCCUCCACCCCCAACAGCCGCAAGUUUGUGCUGGUGAUGGAGGCCAUGCGGAUCUCGCAGCAGCACCACGAUGGCUACUCCCUGCCUGUCUUUGUCUACACCAGGCCCACCUACAUCCGCAAGCUGGACGUGCUCAGCCAGCUGGACCUGAUCUCCACCAUUGGAGAGAGCGCGGCGCUGGGUGCAGCUGGAGCCAUUUUCUGGGGUGAUGCAGACUACACCAAAAACCGGGACUCGUGCCAGAUCAUCAAGAACUACCUGGAGAGUGAACUGGGCCGCUACAUCGUGAAUGUCACAACAGCAGCGCAGCUCUGCAGCACGGCGCUGUGCCAGGGUCGGGGCCGUUGCUUGCGCCAGGACAGCAACGCCGAUGUCUUCCUCCACCUCAAUUCCACCAAUUGCUACCAGGGCUGGCAGGGCAGCAGCUGCCAGGUGCCUGCUGGACCCCGCAGUGAUGCCCCUGACUCCUUCGCACCACUGGGACUUGGGGUGCUAUUGCUGCUUGCAAGCUGGUGCUAUCUCCUCUUGGACUGA
Molecule: messenger RNA, 1161 nt
Organism: Nestor notabilis (Kea)
Lineage: Eukaryota; Metazoa; Chordata; Aves; Psittaciformes; Psittacidae
Product: hyaluronidase-2-like
Biological process (GO): carbohydrate metabolic process; hyaluronan catabolic process
Molecular function (GO): hyalurononglucosaminidase activity; hyaluronoglucuronidase activity
Source: RefSeq, a predicted model, not a curated record